GGCGCGGGGAGACGAGAGGCGAGGCGAGGCGGCGCGGAGCCGUCGGCAGGUGAGGGGUGGCCUGGGGCGCCCCGUGCCCUUGCGUGCGGGGAGGAGCGGCGCCGGGCUUCUCGGCGCCUCCGUUUUUGUGGGAGCAGCGUUAAGCCCUUUGCCUCGUUCCUCGGUUGCCUGUUCCGUAGGUUGUGUUGAGAUGACAGUCUUGAAUAUUUCUAAAUGCCGACUUAGUAUUUCUUGUCAACAUCCAUAGCUUUGAAGUCUUGUUCUUCUAUUCAGGUAUCGCUAUCUAAACCAGUGUUUAAUAACAGAUGUAUGUGGUGAGGUACUAGCAUGUAUAUAUUUUUCCCUUGCACAGUUUUCUGAUGUUCUAAUAAUUAACCAUACAUAUAUUUUUUUCUUCUGCAGUCUUUUCCUAAUGUAUGGAUCACUCUGGAUGUGGGGAGAAACCUAAGGAGGCUGUUUACCCAUAGGUUUAUCUUGAAGCAUUUGAACCCUACUUGGUGUUGAAGGAAGGGCAGCAACCAGGACAGUGCCAGCCUGUUAGCGGGAGCCCUGUCCAUGAGCCUUUCACUUCAUGCCUUGGGGUAGAGACCGAGGCUCUGCCUACACCAAGUCUCUUUCUGAAAUCUUGCAUCUAUUUGCUGUAGCUAUAAUAAAUGUUAGUUUAAGGUAUAUUUUUCCAUACUAACUUACUUUUCUUUGAAAAGGCUAAAAGGCCUCAUCGACGAGAUGCUUAGUCCCUGUACCUUACAGUACUCCUAUCAAAGCAUUCACUAUUAGGACAUUUAAGAUAAGUCCUAACAACCUAGUAAUCAUGCUGCAGACUAGUUUAUUUCACAGCUUAAUGCAUUUCAGCUUCAUUUGCCUUAGUCUGUAUUAGGCUAUAUGCGGGAAGGAAUCUUGCUUUUGCCCCCGCACGAGACGGAAUUGUAAUUCUGCCUAGCACAUAUGGCCUGUGAUGUAGGAACAGUGAUCAGGUGACAUGGCAAUGUCUCUCUAAUGUCACAGUUACUGGAAUGUGUUUUCAUGGCGAAAGUUGUAAUUUUUUCCUGCACUCUGAUUUGAAUAUUAAUAGUUAUAGCUGGAGUUAAAAAUAAUACACUGUUCUCUUGCAUAAGGAAUGCACACAUAUCUAAUAACAUGGUUAAUGUAAAUGUGUGUGACUUUCUUCUCAGACUUUUGGUUUUUCAUCUUUUCAAUUUCCUUUUGAAGGAGAGAAGACUUACAAUUUGCAAGAAGUUUAUUCUUAAGUGUCACUUUAACCUUUAAAUUGAGAAGAGAUGUUCACUGAAAUGUAAUCACUGUUCUAUCACUUGCCUACUGGAGUUCUUAACUGAUUUUCUGUCAUGAGAUCCUGAAACUGUUACUGUAUUGCAAGACAAGCUCACUGUUAUCAAAAGCCUUUUUGCAGUAUGAAUUCUUUACCUCUUCCCUGCUUUCUGUCUUCUGCCCUGUUAUCUCUGUGGCUCAUCAGACCUUUUCAUAAACCAGUUUAACUCACUAGAAUAGCAGAAAAAAAAAUCUUUCUGCUGUUUCAUGAGUUCAGUUAGCUUAUGGAAAGUUUGAUAAGGAAAUGAGCUAUGGGGUUGGUGAUGGAAAGAGAAAGAGGAGAAAAAAAUAUGUGAGACCUUCCUGUUACGUAGCAGUUGGAUUGUCAGCUACCUGAGAAGCUUAGCAAUUAUACCUGGUUUGCAUUACGUUUUGCAAGUGUCCAACAUAAAAGAAGAGAAGGUAGUGUAAACCUUUUAAAAGAGGACCAGUAAGCUUGAAGGCAUGUUCCUAUGUACUUUCUGAUAUGUAUUGCUGAUGCUGUAUGCUGCUACAGUGGGUCAUUUUAGUGACCCGUUCUACCGGUGACCCAAACUACCAGUUCAUAAAGCAGUCUUUUAGUUGUCUGUUCUCUUGGCAAUUUUUCUUGUUUCUUAUACAUUUUACAAAGACCACGGAAAGCUUACUGUAAUUCUACACAUACUGAAAUGUACAGAUAGGUCACUUAGUACUGUUCUGUAUAUCUGGUACUGGCAUCCCCAUUUUAUUUCCUGGGUUCUUUGUAUAUCUCUGAAAUAAAAAGUUGAUUAAGAGUAUCAUGUUAAGUGCAAUAAAUGGUAUGGACUGCAACAUUAUAAUACUAUUGCUGGGUGAUAGCAAUAGGUUUUUUUUUUGUUUUUGUUUUUUUUACCUUGAGUGAGCCUAGGACCAUGUUGUUUCUUGUACGCCUUCCAACCGUAUUCUAAGUCUGUCCCUGGUCUCUGAGCAGGUUUGUACAGGUUGAUACUUUUGUUCUUACCUUUAAAAACUGUUAGUUUUAGAAGUCCCAGUGUGCUAGCUCUUCAUCUUACAGUCUGAUUAUUCUGAAAAGAGCUUCUGUAUGUGUUGAAGUAUCUGUAGGACAUGUCAUCAACUUAAGUUGUCCUUGAGGAUUGAUAUGAAAUAAUGAAUUGUUAUAGCUUGCUGCUGUACUUUUUUUAAUUAAUAAUCUGUCCGUUUUUAGCAGUCUAUACAGUUCUGUAGGGUCUCUUGUUGCUUAGUGUUAUAAAUGGAUUUAGUUGAACUGGUAUCUGUGCAGGUCUCCAAAAGUUCUUGUUUCAAAAGGAAUUGUCUUUUAAUCUGAGCUGGUGUCAUAGUGUAGGAGUUGUGGAGCAUUGUGCUGUGGGAGAGGUUCUUGAUCAGUGAAGGCGUUGAAAAAGAAAGUAUUAGCUGCUCAAGGAAAGCUGUUAACUUUGACUUUGCUGCUUUUCAGCUUAAAUGUAUUUCACCUGCCUUAACUUUCCCUUAAAUCCUGAAGAGAUGCGUAUUUAUUCUGGUUAGCUCCAUUUGAAGUCAGCCAAUAUAGAUUUGGGUCUAUAUAGUUCUAAACCUCUGUAUUCUUCUGACUCAAUCAAGAUAUAGUUAGCUUCAGAGCCAGAGAAAGAAUGGACUUUCACGAGUUUGAGGACCUGUCUUCUGAUGUGUGUGUAGUCUAUACUGGAGUCAUCCCACACAGAUGUGUGUGUAGGUAGAUACGUAUGUUACUUCAGUGAACAACAACAUAUGUGAAUCAGAAGGCAAAAUUUGGCCCUGAAUUUGAGAAAUGAUAUUAAACGAGAUAUACAGUGUCAUUAACAAAGCAUGAAGUAGAUUUAUGUGGCAGUAAUACUGUAGAAGAGCUUAUUAGGAAGUCCAUAGCAUUGUUAAACUUCUUAUAAUCUAGUCUUUUUUCAAAUAACACUAGCAGCAGGAUGCCCUUCUGUAGUUAGAAAUGGUUCCUUUUGCAGGAUAAGCUUUUUAUUGUUAGUGUAUUAACUUCACUUUUCUGAAAGCUACAGUAGUUAGUUCUUCACUGCCUAAGCUGUAACUGUGUGGCAUUUUAUUCUAGCCAUUUUUAAAGAAAAUAUCGGUCAGUCUUUCUGACAGUGUUAGAUGUAGUAUUUAGAUGCACAGACAAGAUGUUUACGUUUCUGCUAAAUAUACUGCACUUGGAAAAUAAAUGAGAUCUUGCAGAGUGCAAAGAAUACAUAGAUUUGAAAAUCCAAGGUCUAAAGCUGCUAAUCUGGUAUGUGACUUAAAGUUCUGAAUUUGUAAUUGCACAAGAAAAUAAGUAUGUUCAGUCAAGAAACUAUGCUUCUGAAUUCAUUCUCACAGAAAAUACAGAUUUCAUUACCGUUGGUAUAUUUUUAUUCAAAAUUUAAUCUAUUUUUUUUCUUUAAUUGUUCUAUUCAUUUCUUAUUUUUCAGGGUUCUUUGAAAAUUCCUUAGUGGUCUUGACAUUGUUUCAAGUGACAUAAAUUAGCCAGUGGCUCAGAAUGAUGGAUACCCAGAAGACUACAAAUGGUUUGCAAGUGAUUGGACAAGGGACUGGUAUAGGGAUAUCGACACUCCACAUGGUGGGGUAUUUGGGAAAAAACUGUAGUCCUGUAACUACACAUGAGUAUUGCCCAGUCUGCAAAGAGAAGGGCCAGACACAAGCUUUACGGACUUACCGCAUUAAUUUUCAGGAGUCCAUUUUCCUUUGUGCAAAUCCUCAGUGCAUCUACCCACUUGGUUAUAAGCCAUUAAACAGCAUAAUUAUUUCUUCUAAUUCAGAAAAACAUCAAAUUCCAAUUACUGAUAAGAAAAGGAAGUUGUGUGAUAUUAGUGACUUUUCUCCCAUUGAAUUACAUACAAAACAGACAAGGACUAAUAAUGGGAUAAAUGUUGAGCAGACUAUUAAUGCAAAUCCUGCUGUCAAAUACUGUGAGAAUAGUUUAUAUUCUCCCAAGCCAAGCAUACCUGAUGAAUUGCAGAAUGACCAGCAAAAGACUAGUAGCAAGGCGGAGUCCGUCACACAGCAGGUGGAUAUUGAAACAGCCAACAGAGCCAGCAGUUAUCAAGAAAGUCCUUCUAAGACUUCUUCAGCUAGAACACAGCUCUUACCAAGUUCUGAACUUUGCUCGGCAGCAUCUGAAAUUUUGCUCAGAGAUGAUAAAGGUUCCACUAAUAACAGAGAUUUAUGUCUUCAGUGGAGGAACGUGUAUGCUCUUUGUUGGUUGAACUGUAUUUUGUCAGCACUGGUACACUUAGAAACAUUAAAGUUUGCUCUAACAGAAGAAUACACUGAAGAAAAAUGUUUACUGCAGAGACUCCUUACAAAAUACAAUCAAGCAACUGCACUUCUAAAUACCUGUAAAAGAAGUAAGGUAAAAGAUGUUCUUCCAAAAGCAGAAUCAUAUCUCAACGAAAUCAGAAACAGAAUUUUUACACAGCUUCAGCCUCAGCUUGGGUGUAAAUUGGGUGAAAAGGAAAGUCCAGUGUUUGCACUUCCUGUACUUUUACGACUGGAUCACCAAGCUGAGAAACUAUUUCUGCAUUCAUUUUCAUGGCAGUUUGAGUGCUUGUGUUGUGGUUACAAAUACCAAGACCGAUGUAGGAAAACAUUAACAACCUUCACAAAUAUAAUCCCUGAUUGGCAUCCACUUAAUGCUAUUCAUAUUGGUCCGUGUAAUAACUGUAAUGAUGCAUCUCAAAGAAGACAGAUGAUUUUGGAAAAAGUACCUGCAAUAUUAAUGUUACAUUUUGUCGAAGGCUUGCCACAUAACAACCUGAAGAAUUACUCAUUUCAGUUUGAAGGAGGUUCCUACCAAAUAACAUCUGUUGUUCAGUAUCAGACAGUCAAGAAACACUUCAUAACCUGGUCUUUGAAUCCUGAUGGAACUUGGCUUGAAUGUGAUGAUUUAAAGGGUCCGUAUUGCAAGAGACGUAAAAGAUUUGAAGUUCCUCCUUCAGAGAUUUUUAUUGUCUUCUGGGAAAAGAAAACAGCUCAUGUGCCACAAGAACUGAAUUCACAGUUUCAGAGUAAAAAUAUUGAAGAUUUGCCUCUUAAUAACAUACAGUCAAAUUCCACAGAGUUGCCUUGUGGUUUUGAAAAUGCUGUAGACAAAAUAUUUGCAGAACAUCACAAAGAGGAUUCUGUGAGAGUUUCAGAUAAGAAACAACAGCAGGUUGCUGAAGAUGAAAGUAGUGUUCAUCGUGAUUUAGAAGGUCUGGCACAUGAUGAUGUUAUAACUCUGACGCUUGUAGAAAUUCAAGUUGACUCAGACGCUAAAUCACUGGAGAACAGACAGAUGGUGGGAAAUAACCUUGUUGUUGAGAUGGACACACUGCAACAGCAGGAAUCAGCUUGUUCAUCUGACACUCCACAUACAGGAGAGGUUGCUGGAACUAGUCUGGCUAUGAAUAAUAAAUGCACGUUAUCUGAAGGUCGCAGCAUUUGCUUACCCCUAGAAGAGUUAAACCCAGCAACUACUACUACUCCUGUGCCUAAAAACCAGGACCCUUACCCAUCUUGCUCACCACUUAAUCAAAGAACAGAUGACAGAGCAAAUUUAUUUAACAUGGAACAUUGUACUGGCUUAAAUUCAGAAGUAGAGCUAAACAAGAAUGUGUCGCCAGCAGAGAAUGUUGCACAAAGAUCACCUGACUUGAAAGAUGCAAGCAAAACUGUAGUUGAUUCUCAGAUUGCAAAUUCUUCUGCUGCCAAUCAUCUUUUUCAGCCUUCACACAAAGACCAAAAAAGAGGAUUUGUUGGAAGCUGGGUAAAGAAAUUAUUAAGUAAGAAUACUUCUUUUAUGCCUUCAAGUGCCUCAGCUCUUAAAAAUGAGAGAAACUGCAAAACUUCCUCGGUGCAAAAAAUAAGUGAUAUGCGGCUGCCAGUUAAGGGAGCAAGUAACUUUGAUGGAUUUCAAGGUAGAGGUACAAAUAAGAUGACUGAGACUCCUAAAUCAGCAGUUCCUCAAAGUAAAAAUAUUCAUCCUUUGUCAGAUUUCAAAGGAUUUUCUCAAGACAUUCACCCUCCUACAAAAAGUCAUAUUGCUAAUGAAGGUCCAACUUGGAGAAAGUCAAGAAGUGUGUUGGGUACCUCAGGUAAAGUAAUUCAGCCUAAUUCACCCAGCUGUAAUUCUGGGAAGACAAGUGAGUCAGAUACUGAUAAAACCAAAAAACUUCGCCAAAAACUGUUAAAAAAACUUAAUGCUAAAAAGAAGAAGUUAGCUUCACUGGAUAGACUAGCAGUGGAACGAACAAAACAUGAAAGACCUGUGAAUGGAGGUGAAAGCACUCCAUGUUUUGAAUCUCAUAAUGAUAGUGAAUUAUUACAGACUUUUUUAAGGGAACUGCAGCAUCAGAUUGAUGUGGCAGAUAAUGAAUCUGAUGUAAACUCUGUGUUGAUGUGCACUAGCCACGAUGCUAAUAACAAAAUAUUGGCAGAAUUACUGUCCCCUACCUCAACUGUUGCUUCCUUAGAGGUUCCAAAAGGUGAAGAUGAAUGUAUGUAUUUGGAAAUGGUGGAUAGCAAUGUUGCAGCAGCUCUGCCUGAUGAGAUGACCAGUAUGUCACAUGCAACAGCGCCAUGUGAAGACCACAAUUACUACAGUCCUGUAAAGGAGAGUAAUUCUGAAGUUCUUACAAUGAACAAAUCCAGCAUGAAAAAACUUGCUUUUGAAAGUCCUGCAAGUGAAGAUAUCCUUGAAGACCUAUUCUCCAUUUCAGCACCAAGCUCAAUACCAGGCGAUAUAGAUUUACCUCAUUUUGAUGAAACUCUGUUUGAAACUUGGUGAAUAUUCAAUUUCUUAGUUUUAGUAUUUUUAAUAUGUAUGUAUUCAAUAUGUAUAUUUUGAAGCAAAGCACUAUUUAAAUUAUAUUUUCUAACUAGUUUAAUUGCACACUGGCAGUACUUGAACAAUUUACAUUUGAGGGUUUCUUUUUCUUAAAAGUGCAUUGUAGCAGGCAAAAAAGGUUUUAAUCCAUUUUGUCCGUGAAACAGUUAUUUUAGCUGUAGGAUAUGAGGAUAGUUUUAAUUAAAAGCUCCUAUAAGUUUUAAUUUUUGCUGCUUUUAAUAUGGAAAACUCAUCCAUAUUUUAUUGAGCUUAAAAAUCACAAUCUUCACUACCCUACUUACGAAGUUCUGAUUUAUUUUUCAGGAUCUCUGAAUUCCUGAAAUCUUGUUGUCCAACCUAAAAAUAAAUAAGUAAAUAGAAACUGACUGUAAUUAGGGAUAGUUGCAUCCUUUUAUACAAAGAUUAUUUGCAAUACUAACAAAUCAAGGAUGGUGUUCUGCUAGGCAUUUUACUGUUUUCAGAACUACAGUUCUGCAAGCUCUUUCUGGUGUGUACGUCCUUGGAUCCAAGGAAGGAGGGAUAUAUAAAGUAGAAAUUUUCCUAUUUAAAGUUAGGACACAUGCUGAGGUUUUUAUUCCAGGUUAACUGAAAAUACAGUUUUGCAGAAUAUAUUUUGGAGCCUGCUAAUCUUUUAAGUAAAAUAAAUAAGAUUUGGCUCAGAGUUUGCAGCAUUAAGAAAGAAUUAGUACCAAAUGUAACUUUCAUGUAUUCAUGACUGCAAAUUUAGUAGCGAAAGUAAACUAUACAUUAGCAUCCGUUAUUGUUACUACUAGGAGUUUUUCAUGGAUAGAGCUAUAUACUCCUGUCCAUAUAUAAGAGAAUGCCAGGGAUGAUCAAGGCCAGUAGGAAGAAGAAGAUGGAGAAAUGUGCCAAGAAGACAGUGAGUGAGGAGAAGGGAGGAAUAUUUACAUCUUGAUGUUUCCAGAUUUUUAUAUAGCUUCCAUUUGGUUUGAUAGAGAGUCUUACAUGAAUUCAUGUCUACAAAACUGAGAAUAUUAUGUGCUAAAUUAGAUCACCUAAAAUAUUUUUAAUGUACAUGGAAAUAAGACUUUUAUCAGCAAAUCUAUUUCAGCCAUUUUUAGAGAUACUCUUUAAUUACAAAUUCAAAACACAAGCCCUUCUGUCAUACUCUUAAACAAGUGCAGUGGAACAUAAUUCUUAUUACAGGUCACGGCUGCAGAGAUGGAUAGCUUGGAUAGCUUGAAAAAAUUCAAAAAGAGUUUGAAAAACUGUGAAUGUCACUGAACUCACCUUCCCAAACUAUUUCUUUUGCAGUUGUGGUCAUGUUUAUCAAACUUGUACCACGGAGAAUGAAUGGUUUCAUUUUUGAUACAUAACUUCUUUAAAAUCUUGAGCUCCUCCUUUGUUUUUUUAAAUGUCUUAUAUGAUGUGUUACAAUGGAAAACAAAUCGAUGGGUUUUGAGUGUAAAGUCCUGAUAUAAUGCUGGAGAAAUGUUUGUCUGUGAAUUCCCCUCAUUAAAAAAAUUAUUGACCAGA
Rhea pennata is the source of this 8623-nucleotide messenger RNA. It is a transcript of the gene USPL1, whose product is annotated as ubiquitin specific peptidase like 1. Gene Ontology annotation, cellular component: Cajal body. Gene Ontology annotation, biological process: Cajal body organization; protein desumoylation. The record is from RefSeq and is a predicted model, not a curated record. The coding region runs from base 3779 to 7066 and encodes 1095 amino acids. Lineage: Eukaryota; Metazoa; Chordata; Aves; Rheiformes; Rheidae. The transcript is spliced from 8 exons. Gene Ontology annotation, molecular function: SUMO binding.